UUAAUUUUGAUGAAUAUAUGUAUUUUCGUUUAUGUGUGUGUGUGUGUGUGUGUGUGUGUGUGUGUGUGUGUGUGUGUGUGUUUAGGACUGUUUAUGUAUGUACGUAUAUGUAGGUGCGUGCAUGUGUGCGUGCGUGCAUGCGUGCCGGCACAGGUGGGUUGCUCCCCGGCGGCGCGGGCCGCAAGAUGUCUGGCCCCACGUGGUUGCUGACCGAACUCGAGGGUGCGUAGACACACCGGCGGCUCCCCAACACGUACACAUCUCGGGCGUACACCUACACACACACGCACGCACACACAUGGUUCAGGCGACGCCGGCGCAGCUCGAGACAUGCACUCACGGGCGGCACACGCGGCCGCCACCACCACCCCUCACGUGAGGACGCAUUCUUACCCGCGCUGCUGGAGGCGAGACACUGCUCGCUCCCACCUCCGCUGGCACUCACUGACACUCCCGCCACGCCUGGCACCGCCCCUCGCCUCUCGCCACCCGCCACCGCUCGCCGCCUCACCGCGCUACUCACUCCUCAAACAGUCGGUGCUGCAGCCUCCAGGAUAACUUCUCCUCAGGAUACAGUUGCCUAUCAUCCACCUGCAUCCUGCCAACUUGUCCCCGGCCAGCUCCUCUCCUGCCCCCCACAGUGACAGCGUGGGCGUGUUGGAUCACAGGACCUUGGCGGUGUAUCGGGUGUCCCACAGCCUCAGGCGCCCCGACACCUGCUGCCCUGCUGUUGCUGCCCGUGCCGCUGCUGCAGACAUCCUCCACAAGGAAACGUUGUCCUGUCAUCUCUGGUGCUAAGACUCGGCAAGCAGGAGCAAGUGUGACUCAUUUCUAUGCAGUAAAAUUGUAACUAGUCAAGUGUGGCACAGUGCCAUCAUUACGCUUUGUGCGAACGUACUGUCCAUCAAAAGACCCGCGUGUGGUUAGUGCUGCAAAAGGUGACGCAAGGCUGUGUUUACCUCGUUGUCUGUGUGUGCUAAGUGUGAAGGGUGAAGAGCAGCUCCGACGGUUCAAGGUCACGCCGCGAACUGUACACUCUGGUUCCGGAACAAGCCCGUGAACCUGACCUUGUUGCCAGCGAAGGUUGGGCUGCCCAUGCCGAACUGCAACACGCUGCUACACCCACGCCCACGCUUUUUGUGUAGCCUGACUUUGAUGUCGUAGUUAAUAUUUUUAAUACUUUGUAAUACUGAACUAUUUUUAAGAAGCUCCGUAGAUGUCCUCAGUAGAAGUUGAUGUUUUUGCAAGUUCUGCUCGUUGUUUGAAGGAUUGCGAACCCCGCGGCGGUCACCGUAGUUGAUAGCUUGACUGACGUGAGUGACUGGAUUGCUGUAUCUUUUUUACCUUUUUAAGACUGUUUGUGCCAAGCCGGCCAAGAGACCAUGAGGAAAAUGAGUGACAAGGCACUGUGCGAGCCCCUCGUGACGUCCUCUGUGACUGCAGCAGAGGAGGCCACUUACUCACCUCAAGAAUACUCCUCAGGUCAAGAAUACUCCUCAGGUCAAGAAUACCCCCCGCCGGAGUAUACCCCAUUCUCCUCUUCUCCCUCCUACCACGUGGAGGCCGCCCAGCACGUGGAGGCCACGCACGGUGUGGAGGUCGCUCAACAUGUGAAGAUCACGCCCCCUUCCGAAGAAGCUAGUGUAUCGGGCGACACCAAGCCCGUUUUUGAAGAGCUCUCGCCCUGCAAGUUUCCGCGCCCGGCGCCGUGGCGCCAAAAGAUCAGCAGCGAGGCUGACGUCAAGCCGCAGGUGCUUGUGAAGCGCGAAUCCGAGAUGGAGUACCGCGAAGGUGACGGCGACGGAGGCGGACCCGGCGUGAUCCGGUGCGUUGAGACCAGCAUGCCGCCCCCCGACACCCACCCCUACGAGCACCGCGGCAGGCGCUCCUCAGGGGAGUUUGCCCGGCCCAUGAACGUGCCCCGAGAGGUCAUCCGGGGCCCUCAUGGUGCUCGGUACCGGGAUGCUCGCCGCUCCCACGACCUUCCCCGUCCUGACCAGACUCGCCCCCCGGACCUGAUGAGGGCGUCGGACUGCCCACCGCCGACACCCUCCUCUCCUUCCUCCUCGACCACGUCCUCUGCAACCGGUGGGCGUCCACGCGCUACGGGGAAGAAGGACCGCAAGAAGGAGGAGCCCGACGAUGUUUCCAGUUCCAUCCCCGACUUAGGUGAGUGUUGGACUCGUUGUGUGCAUGGCCAGCUGCUCCCCACGACCCCUCGCGCCGCGCUCUCUCCCCUCUUGCUCUCCAUGCCCCUCACUCUCUUGCUCCCUCUCUCUUCCUCGUCUCUCACAACUCUCCCUCUCUUCUCGCUCUCCAUGCUCUCUCUCCUCUCUAUCUCUCUCCCGCUAGUACCUCCACCCAGCCUCCCGCCCCUCCGCUCACCCUCGCCUCAGACAUUCACCGGCCCCUUCGUGUUUUGGCUUUCGCUGUUGUGCCGCCGAACGUUUUGAUGUGUUUUGUCAUUCGCUGUUGUUUUCCCUUUUUUUCCGCCGAUGCCCGCAAGCUGCGAUGUUAGGAGUGUUCGGUAAAAAAAAUCCCUUGUAUGUGUCACAGUUUUGACUUUAUUUCAGUGUGCUUCAGGUGUUGGGAAUUCCUCCUGAAGGGAAAGAAUCGUUAUACACCUUGCGACCCCAUAUAUAGCCAUUUUUUUUCUUCUCCUUCCUCCUUUUUCCUCCCUUUUCUUUCUGACAUUCUCCUUUUUCACUCAUUUCUAUUCUUCUGUGUUCUUGUCCUCUGCCAGCCUUCACUCCAGAACUACCGCCAACCCAGAUGUCGUGGCAACCCUCAGUAUUUUCCCUCCUCCUCCUCCUCCUCUUCCUCUCCCAUGGCUGCCCUCCUGCCUGGCCUCAGCAUCCCUUAAAGUCAAUAAUCCCUUGUCU
Molecule: messenger RNA, 2882 nt
Organism: Eriocheir sinensis (Chinese mitten crab)
Lineage: Eukaryota; Metazoa; Arthropoda; Malacostraca; Decapoda; Varunidae
Exons: 1
Coding region: 1383-2453 (356 amino acids)
Source: RefSeq, a predicted model, not a curated record